AAUAAAGUCAAACAGUGCUAAAUGAUUUACAUAUAACAACUUUAAACAAAGUGUUUUUGAAAAUGUAAUAUAGCACAUCAAUGAAGCAAUCUACAAUAAUGAAUUAACUACAAAUCCAGGAAUUGUAUUCCAAGUCAUGAAACAUACAGUAUAAACAUGUAUUAGUUUCAUGAAAAUAUAAAUAUCAUUACUAAUAAUGUGGUCAUGUUCAAUAAAGUCAAAUGGUGCAGUCAAACAGUACCAACUUGCAUAGUACUGAGAGAUGAUGCUAGAUGCCUGUACCUGCUAGAUGCAGGUCAACUGUAUUGCUGUAGACCUACAUCGAGGUGAAUUUCCCUUUUUAUUUAAUCAUUUUUAUUAAGCUAGGAGCUGCCACAUGGUAUACUGCUGAGUAGAUUUAUUGCUUUAUUCAGGGGACUGAUGCAAACAUUGAGGUCAGUCAGAUUUACAAAUAGGAUGUGAUUAAACUUGUGAUUAGAAUCUGGAAGAAUAGGCAUAAAAGCUAUGGUGAAUGGGUUAUCUUCUUUCACAAUAUGAAUGUUUUCCAGGAAAACAACAGACUAGAUAGAAAUCUUGUCUUGUCUUGUCAGUGUAUGGUGUAGGAGGUCUAUAAAUUGUAUAGUAGCAAGUGUGAAAGAAUUUUGCUUUCUGGAAAAAGCAAAAGCACUAAAAUUAAGAGAGGAGUAAAAAAAUCUUGUUAAAGGCAAAAAUUCAGUUAAUGUAUAUUUAGCCAUGAACUUGCAUUCAGUUAAUCUAUUAAUUUUUAUUUUACUCUGUCUACACAUUUCAUGUGGUCAUACAUAGCCUGGUCUGCUUGAUGCUGGAUUAUGCUCCAGCUUGAGAGUGCCAAGUGGAGUUUUCUUCUAUGCCUUGGAAUCAGCAUCUUGAUCUGCUCAGUCAUAUAUAUUAAGGGCAAGCCUUCUUAUGCUCCAAGGCCUCUGCCCCGUACCUUGAACUGCCGUCCAUUUCCUGAAAACUGUAAAGUUUUGCCCCCUACCCCCUCUAACACAAGAUGGGAAAGAACAGUAUGUCAGGAGCUGAGCUACUUUAACAAUCCACUAAACUGCUCUCGUAUACAAUCUGAGCUUCACUUUAUUAUGGAGACAUUGAGCAUAGAAGAAGAGGACUACCCUCUGGCCUUCAUCAUCACUAUCCACAAAGACCUGGAGAUGUUUGUGCGUGUGCUCAGAGCCAUCUAUGCACCACAAAACAUCUACUGCAUUCACGUAGAUGCCAAAGCUCCAGAAGACUACAAAAUGAGAGUUGAGAAAUUGGCAGAGUGUUUUCCCAAUGUCUUUCUAGCCUCAGUUAGCGAGAUAGUGACCUAUGCAGGUUUUUCACGUCUGAAGGCUGACAUUAACUGCAUGGAGGACCUGGUGAAGUCUCCAGUCAAAUGGCAAAAAGUGAUUAACCUGUGUGGCCAAGAUUUCCCUGUGCAGAGCAACCUGGAGCUGGUCCGGUAUAUGCAAGAUGCAGAAUGGAGAGACAAUAAUAUGACUCCAGGUGUAAAGCAGCCAGAGAACAUGCAACACAGGACUCAAAUACAGCAUAUAGAAGUUAAAGGUGAAUAUGUGGCCUCCAUGGGUGCAGGUCACCAAAAGACCCCUCCUCCACACAACCUGACAAUCUACUUUGGAACAGCCUACUACAGUCUGCAAAGAGCAUUUGUGGAAUAUGUGCUCACUAGCCAAGUGGCCAAAGACCUGUUGGAGUGGUCCAAGGAUACCUACAGCCCAGAUGAGCAUUACUGGGUAACCCUUAACCACGUGGAAGAUGCCCCUGGCAAUAAUGUAAAUGCUGGCUGGAGGGGUAACAUUCGAGCCAUUAAAUGGAGAGACCAAGAAGGAACAGCACAUCAAGGCUGCAAUGGAAGUUACAUCAGGGAUAUCUGCAUCUACAAUGUUGAGGAUUUACCCUGGAUAAUUGAGAGGAACAGCAUGUUUGCUAACAAGUUUGAGAGCACUAGCUAUCCUGAAGCUCUGGACUGCCUGGAACAGUGGCACAGGCACAAAGUCCUACAGCAGGCAACAGUGCCCAUUCAGUUGUCAUGGAAACUUGUAACAGAAGUCAAUACUAGUAGUGCCACAGUAACAGGUGGAAUGAAGAGAUUAGGUCACAGUUAGGAUUGCCAGUUAAUUCUUAAACUAAAUUGUCAGUCACACAAUUCAACCUGGAAUGAUUAAUCCAGGGAACAUGAGCUACCGAGCACAGACCAGUUACAUGUUUGUUUUGUUUUUUACAUAUCUAUCGAUUUAUUUAUUUAUGUAUUUAUUUAUUUGUUUAUUUAUUUGUUUAUUUAUUUAUUUAACUACUCAUGGUUAUGUAUGUAUGUAUGUAUGUAUGUAUGUAUGUAUGUAUUACAAUGUGUGAUUUAAAACUAUUAAUUUACAUAUAUUAUGGAGACUAGAGUUACAGCACCUAUAUAAAAUCAGUAGAAUAAUUUUUUAUAAUGUCUGCUCUUAUCAUUUAAAAUGAACAAACCAUAUCAGGAGGAGUUAAAAUGCAACAAUUGUUACUUUUUAACUCAUGAGAGGUUCUGAAUAAUAAUAAAAAGCAUUAGUCAAUUUCUAGGUCAAUCAUUUAAACACUUUGUCCAUUGUCAUCUGUACAGAGUGUGCAAGCCAUAAUCUCUGUUUUGAUAACAAAGACAAUAAGAGUUUAUAUUGACCAUUCAUUAACAUGAAUCGUUGACAUUGACCAUCAGUGUCCAAUCAGUAUUAAUUAUUUAGGCUCAAGUUCAUGUUCCCUAUGCAAAACCUGUUCAACUGUUGCAAAAAACAUACGUAUGUAAUAAGGUUUUAGACAUCUUCAGGCAGACUGAAUACAAUUACAGCUGCAUUUGUUAAAUUGACUGCUUAUCUGAGGUAAUCUUUGCACAGGUAGUCAAGGUGCAGUUAGUAACCUUGUAGUAGCAGUUAAGUAGAUGUCUACAUACAUCAAUGGCAGAAAAAAAAAGAAAAAAGAAAUGGUCGAGAAUCGAUUACACAUCAUAAUUUUAGUUGGCAGCAAAUACCAAGCACCAUCCAUCCAUCUUCUACCGCUUACUCCUUCUUUAGGGUCAAUACCAAGCACUUUAUUCAUGGAAUGCCACAUUGCACAUAUAGAGAACUAGUAAACAUAGUUUACAAAUCCUACCAUAAAAGAACCAAAAAAAGAGAGAUUGAGUUUCAGUUAUCAAGAACAUGCACAAAAUAAACUUACUCAUCAGUACUAUGCAACUUACUAGCAGAAAAUAAACGCACUGGUCACCCUCCCACUGCCUUAUUGUGUGAUAACUGUUUAAAAUGGUAACGCUAACAAUUCUAUAUCCAGUAAUUGCAAUUAUUGCUGUGCUUGAAACUAAGGGGCCGUCUCUAAAGUUACAUACAACAUUGUUAUACACGUUUCUAACUUCAUAGCAUUUGAAGGGAAUGACUUACAGUUAUGAAGCCAACUGUAAAGUGUUCAAGUAGGUGUCAGGUAUGACGCACACCUUUUCGAUUUUUGAUAUUUAUUAAAAUAAACUAUUAAAUCAUAUGUACAUAUUGCCAUGUAUUUCACUACAGAAUGGGCCCAUACA
Molecule: messenger RNA, 3559 nt
Organism: Ictalurus punctatus (channel catfish)
Lineage: Eukaryota; Metazoa; Chordata; Actinopteri; Siluriformes; Ictaluridae
Product: beta-1,3-galactosyl-O-glycosyl-glycoprotein beta-1,6-N-acetylglucosaminyltransferase 7
Exons: 3
Coding region: 828-2123 (431 amino acids)
Cellular component (GO): membrane
Molecular function (GO): acetylglucosaminyltransferase activity
Source: RefSeq, a predicted model, not a curated record